Chrysoperla carnea is the source of this 1543-nucleotide messenger RNA. RefSeq names its product GPI mannosyltransferase 2 (gene PIG-V). Bases 58 to 1281 code for a protein of 407 amino acids. The transcript has 3 exons. Gene Ontology annotation, biological process: GPI anchor biosynthetic process. Lineage: Eukaryota; Metazoa; Arthropoda; Insecta; Neuroptera; Chrysopidae. The record is from RefSeq and is a predicted model, not a curated record. Gene Ontology annotation, molecular function: alpha-1,6-mannosyltransferase activity; GPI mannosyltransferase activity. Gene Ontology annotation, cellular component: endoplasmic reticulum membrane; mannosyltransferase complex.
UUAUCUCUUAUCUUAACUUAAUUUAAGUGUAAUGUUCACAAAUUAUAAUGAGAUACAAUGGAUAUCAAAAUCAGAAAUCGAAAAUCUAUUAAAAAUAUCGAGAAGCAGAUAAUUUGGUUUUGUAUAAAAUCACGUUUAUUUAUAAUUCUUUUACAAUACAUAUCAAAUUUAAUAAUUCCUGAUCAUGAUUCUGGAACAUUUUUGGUACAAAUCGAUCCACAACAACAAAAACCAUCAUCAUAUUUGGAUCAAAUAAUUUAUCAUUUAUUUUCUGGAUUUCUACGUUGGGAUGCUCAAUAUUUUCUUCACAUUCUCCAUUAUGGAUACACAUAUGAAAAUGUUUUAGCAUUCUUUCCAAUUUAUCCAAUUCUAAUUAAAAUUUGUUCCUUUCCAAUCCAAAUUUUAUUUGGAAAUUUCAUAAAUAAUUUUAGCAUUUAUAUUUUAACAAUUAUUUUUGUAAAUAAUCUAAUUUUUAUAAAGACUGCAUUAGUUUUAUAUUCAUUAACGUUGGCCAUCUUUAAAAAUUAUAAUUAUGCGUAUACGACGGCCAUUUUGUUUGCAUUUAAUCCUGCAAGUAUUUUUUUUAGUGCCGCAUAUUCUGAAAGUUUAUUUGCAUUCCUUAGUUUUUCAGCCAUGUUAAAAUGCUUUAUAACAAUUCUAAUAUCAAUAAUACCAUUUUUAUUGAUACAAAUUUAUAAUUAUACAAGUUUUUGUAUGAAAUUUAAUUCAAAUUUACCGCAAUUUUUGAUUGAUUAUGGUUUAAAAAAUAAUUACAAGAUGGCAGCAGGUGAGAAUGUUUCAAUAUGGUGUUCGUAUACAAUUCCAUUUGCUUAUUCAUACGUUCAACGCGUCCAUUGGGAUGUGGGUUUUUUAAAAUAUUACCAAUUUAAACAAAUACCAAAUUUUCUGUUAGCUAGUCCAAUUAUUUUUAUAAUGAUUCAACAAUUUAUUGAUUAUGUUCAAAUGAAAUUAUUAAGGUUAAAAAUCAAUUUUUUGGAUUUCGUUUUUGUGGUUCAUGCAUUUUCUUUGACAAUUUUUUGUAUAUUUUUUGUUCAUAUUCAAGUGACAACCCGUAUGUUAUGUUCGGCUUCACCGAUUUUAUACUGGUAUUGUGCGGAUAAAUGGUUGAAUGGUUUGAAUAAGAAUUCAUUGCAAUUACAGCCAAAUUUUCUAUUUUUAUUUAAAAAUGUCAUUCUAGCACAAAAAUGUAUACAAUUUUAUUUUUUUACGUAUUUUGUUGUUGGAACAAUAUUAUUUUCGAAUUUUUUGCCGUGGACAUAACGGGUUUGUGUUAAAAGAAGGGUGAUAGGAGAGUAAAUACACUGAUUUUAGGUUAAUAACUCGAGACCCAGAAAUGAGAGUUUUACAAAAAACUAGCACAGUAUUUUUUAAAGACAUUCCUAAGAAAAUAGUGUCUUUUUGUAUUUAUGAUACUUAAAAAAACAGCCAUAGUAUUCUGUUAUAAUCUAUAAUCAUAGAACAAUAAAGAAAUAGUUAAGGAAUUUUAUAAGAAUAGUUCUCAAUCUCCAACCAAAAAAUAAAA